This is a messenger RNA of Candoia aspera, 3618 nucleotides long. RefSeq names its product MAF bZIP transcription factor F (gene MAFF). Gene Ontology annotation, cellular component: nucleus. Gene Ontology annotation, biological process: regulation of epidermal cell differentiation; regulation of transcription by RNA polymerase II. Lineage: Eukaryota; Metazoa; Chordata; Lepidosauria; Squamata; Candoiidae. The transcript is spliced from 3 exons. The record is from RefSeq and is a predicted model, not a curated record. The coding region runs from base 255 to 704 and encodes 149 amino acids. Gene Ontology annotation, molecular function: RNA polymerase II cis-regulatory region sequence-specific DNA binding; DNA-binding transcription factor activity, RNA polymerase II-specific.
AAAAGAAUCCUGUGAGUGAGUAAUUCCAGGAAACUCAUAUUACAACUCAGCAGAUCACAGCGCAGCGCCCAGCUCAGCCCUUCGCUUCGGAAAACAACAACUUCAUUUGUGGAAAUAAACAAGGCGAUUUGAAAGCUUGUUUGUCAGGAAAACGAGGGCCCUCCGAAGGCUUAAAGAGGAAAGCAGCAAACAAAAGGACGAAUUGGUACGAAUUACAGGCUGUUUCUGGGGGACUGUCAGGAGCACACAAGAAGAUGUCAGCUGACAGCUUGUCAACCAAAGCCCUAAAGAUCAAACGGGAGAUGGGUGAGAACACACCACAUCUUUCAGAUGAGGAGCUUAUGGGAUUGUCAGUGCGGGAACUUAACCACCAUCUGCGAGGCCUGUCCAAGGAGGAGGUAGCAAGAUUGAAGCAACGGCGGCGCACUCUGAAGAAUCGUGGCUAUGCUGCCAGCUGCCGAGUAAAGCGGGUGUGUCAGAAGGAGGAGCUGCAGAAGCAAAAGACGGAGUUAGAAAGGGAAGUUGAUAAGCUAGCACGGGAGAAUGCUGCCAUGCGCCUUGAGCUGGAUGCCCUGCGUGGCAAGUAUGAAGCGCUGCAGGGCUUUGCCCGCACAGUCACAGCUCAUGGCACUGCCGCAAAGGUGGCAACUGCCAGCGUUAUCACCAUUGUCAAAUCUGGUUCCAACCAGGCCACCUACUCCUAGUGCCUACAAGCCAAGCCAUGAACUAAGUCCUGUUGCCAUGCCUCUGCACAGCUCUCACCUAGAACAGCUGUAGCUGCACUGGCUCUUUCCUUCUCCCACUUCUGUUCUACCCACUGGAGGAGACGCAGUUGACUUGAAGACCAAAUGGCUAAAUGUUGAACUUUGUCCUUAGUCCUUGCCUUCAUUGGAAGAUUGUGGGAAAGUGGUGCCCGACUUGUGUAAUUUUAGCUGUCAGUUAUUUGUGAAUUGGAUUACAGUGGCCAGUUAUUCCUAUUUUUUGUUUCCAUUUUAUAUUUGUUAGGUUUUCUUCUCUGCUGCUUCAUACCUUACGACUGAGUAAAUGUAAACAGAUGGGUUUGAAGAUGAGAUCUUUGUCUUAGCUGGAAACGCCACUUCAGAGAAGUUUUGACAGCAAUUAUAGAGAAAGGCAGAUAGCUUCUCUUUGAUGGAAAAAAAAGGGAUGCCAAGAUUGAAGUCUCCUUUUGAUGUCUAAGAGCUAGAGAUUACAAUAAUCCAGAUGCUUUAGAAUUAUUUCCCAGUUUCUUGGUGCACUGUUCAGACACAACUCUGAGUGUCCAUGCAUUAACUCUGUCUGCCUUUUGUUGCAAGCUACAGUUCCCUACUGUUUAGUUCAGAACCUCCUGAUCUCUUCAGCAUGAAACUGAUUUUUUUGGUAAGAGCAACUUGAAUCAGUCUGAGCCUCUGAUGAGCAGGCGUUUAAAAAUGAUCAAGAAAAGUGUUAUUGCUAUGUGACUGCAAGGGUGGUGGAAAAAGGGAUCACUGAGGGACAUGCCAAGAAAAGAGCUAGUUGCUGCUACUCCACCCUAGGAAAGAAAUUGAUUAUGCACACUGCAGUGAUUGGAGAGAUAGUCUCUCUGCAACUGUGUGUGGAUGUAACUGUGCUCCAAGUACUCUUUUGAUUGUAAAGGUGCUCUUGUGCUGAGGUCAUAAGAUUUAUGGACAAAAUGGAAGCAGCUUUCUAAAGAGGGAGAGAGAGAAGUAGAUGGGAAAAGUAAAGAGGGAGUGUGUUAAAUGAGGCAGGAGCAAGGUGGAUAAAGCAAGUGAGACUGAUGGAUAGUGAAGGGGCAACAGAAUUACAAGUGAAAUUUCUAGGGAAGACACUGAGUUCUAAAGGAGUUAGUUUCAUGAGGGUACCAGUGGCAACAAACAAAAUGUAAUGGAGAUUUUUUUUUUUUGUAUUUUCUUUGUUUUUGCAUUGGCAAAAGGCUAGAAAUAGAAACUCAGGAAAGAAGUAUAUCCAGCUAUUACAGAGAUUAAGGCAUUUUACAUUCAAGAGAACCAAGCUACACAGAAGGUUGGCCUACCCCAAGAAGCAGCAGAGGCUAUUGCUUGGGGGGUUGGGAUUCUAAGGGGUUCUGACUUAGCCCUGGUGAUAGGGGUGGGGUAGGCUGGCACAUUUCUUCCAGCCUCUGUUUUCCUCCCCAAGAGCAAGUUGGGAAAUGCCCAGUCACUUACACGGAACAAGGAAAAGAGGCUUCAGCUGGAAACACCGUUGGUGAGGAAUAUAGUUCCUCUGUGCUGUGCAGCUUUGCUCCAUUCAGUUGCAUAAAAUGCAAGGUGCAUUUCUAUUGAGGGAAGUGUAGUAGAAGAAAUUCAAAAUGCUUUUCUUCUUUUUAUCCGAAGGAUGCAUUUUCACAACAGCAGCAAAACAACUUGGACCAUAGCCAAAAAUAAUUUCUGUCAUGAAAACAAAACCUAAUGAAGUCUAAGUUAGGACAGUGGUGGAGUCAGGUUCCCCUGGGUGCCACUGUCUUUGUCCCUUGUUCUCUUAAGGAAAUAUUCUCAUAUGCACUUGGUAGGAUCUUUUGGCAUUGUAAAAAUCAUGCUGUUUCGAUUUUUAAAAAUGUUUACAAUCAAGGUCUUACCCCUUCCAUUGUAACCGGGUGUUCUGCAGAUGCAUUCUGCCAUGCUGGCUGGAAAUGCUGUGAAUUGCAGAGAACACAAAGUUGGAGAAAACUGAUACCAUUCAAAAGGCUAACUUAGUAAACAAACAAACAUUAAGCAGUGCACUAUUUCCGUUUCCCUGCCAGACUCUCAUGAAUCUCAGAUCCUAUUUAAAUCAAGCUGCCUGCAUGUACACGCAGACUAUUUGUAGUACUGGACUUGUAGGAACCAGCUGCUGAUAUAAUGCCCAUUUGUAAGCCUUUGGAGCUAAGCGCUUUUAGCCCAUCACCUUCUCAUUUUAAAGUGGGUGUGAAAUCUUACGCCAGGCAUGGACAUUAGGAGAGUCGAGAGAGACUGGCGGCUGCAUUGUUUAAGAAACUGGGAAGUGAAUACACCUGGGAGACAUGGAUACAAUACUUCUGUCGAAAGAGUGGGGAAGUGUUAGAUUAGAAGAUUUAGGAAAGUACCUUCCUCCAUUAAAUAUAUGUUGCUAACGUAAGAACCAGUGAGUAUUUGUGGGUCAUCAUUUCCAGGCAUGUGCCAGUGACUUAUUUAAGUGGCAAAUAUCCUUUUUUAAAAAGACAUAUGGUUGGGUUUACCCAUCCUGCAGCUUAACGUGACUUCUACCCCUAAGAUGGAAUCAGCUUCCAGACCAGUGUUGUCCAUUCUUCCUCUCCAGCCUUUUGAUCCUUAGUGGGGGUUCCCUCUUUAAGAUUUCCACCCUUGUCACCCUAUUUUUCCUUGUUCCUACCUUGUGAUUUAUUUAUUGCACGAAUAUAAGUUAUUUUCACAUUCUUUAUGCCGUUCUGCCUUGUGGCACGGCCAGGAUGUUGGUACAGAGCUGUACUUUAUAUUUUAUAUAUGCAAAUCACAUUUUAUCUUCUAUAGAGCAAGAAAAAAAGUACUUAUUUAUUUUCUGACUUACAGUAAGUGUCCUGCCAGACUCCUCUGUAUUUUGUAGACUUUACAAAUAAAGCCAGAUUUUUUUUCCAAAAUGGAGAAACUGAAA